CCAUGGACUUUGAGCUAUGAGAAAUCCUGACCCAGAGAUUGCCAAAGCCCGAGUACAGUUUUGAGUGAAAAUGACUGCUUCUUGGCUGGUUGUGUGCUCUUGUGUGUGGUAAACCAGCUUUUGUCAAUUGGGCAAUUGCCAUGCGUGACCGGUCGAGGUUGAAGCCGUAUGGAAGUGAGGAGCGACUUAACAUGUUGAUGCAGUCUAAGAGCAUCCUCGAUGAAGCUUUCCUCAUGACUUCUGUGGACCCUGCAGUGACUUCUUGCAGGGCUGCUCUUGAUGCAGAGCUUACAGAGAUCAAUGGGUUAGACACGAGCCCCUACACCCCUGAGCAGCAAGCAAAGAUGGCCGCCUUAGUGAAAGAGAAUAGGGAGAGAAAAAAGCGCGAGAAGCAAGCGAAGUUAAAAGCUAUCGCAGAUGAGCAGGCGGCGAAGAUGAAGGAAAUAGAGGAGCAGAUGGAGAAAAAGAAAAAGGCUGCUGAAGACGAAGUGGCAGCAGAAGAGGACAAAGAAAGAAUGAGGAUUGAAAGCAGAGAAGGGAGUAGUGGCACGGAGAAGGACACAGACGCUGAGAUUGAGAAGAAGAUCAGCGAGUGGGUUGCUAACUUAUCGUUGGGAGAAGAUGAGGAGGCGGAAUCAUAUGUGACUGAGGACGAGAAGGCCGCAUUGGCCGCUGAGCUAGCAGCCAUGACGGACCCCAUGGAGCGAAGAGAGAGGGAAGACGAACAAAAGUUGCAAUGGAAGCUGAGAAUGAAGAGGGAGAAGAGGAGGAGUCUGGGUGGCGAAGCGACUAUCUCUAUCGCUGACUAUUGACAAUGGGAUUCCAUUCUCACUAACCCAAAAGUCAAAGAACUUCUGUACCACUAAGUCUGUACGUGCCUCUGAAGGCAAAGGAACAAAAACUGCGUAUUUAC
This is a messenger RNA of Chara braunii, 913 nucleotides long. NCBI's taxonomy places the organism in Eukaryota, Viridiplantae, Streptophyta, Charophyceae, Charales, Characeae. The record is from the annotation of a GenBank genome assembly.